Messenger RNA from Acaulospora morrowiae, 1411 nucleotides. Lineage: Eukaryota; Fungi; Glomeromycota; Glomeromycetes; Diversisporales; Acaulosporaceae. The record is from the annotation of a GenBank genome assembly.
AGAGUCGGUGGAAGAACGUAUUGCAAAGACCUUGGGACGCAUGGGACCAAGCAUUCUUUUGAGCGCAUUAAGUGAAACCAUCGCGUUUGGCCUUGGUGGUAUAGUCACAAUGCCAGCCGUAAGAAAUUUUGCACUUUACGCUGCGCUCGCAGUAUGGGUAGAUUUUUCCUUACAAGUCACAGUCUUUAUAGCAUUUUUAUCAUUGGAUGCCAAAAGACAAGAAGAAGAUAGGCUGGACUGUUUCCCCUGCAUCAGCAUCGAAGGAGCACCUGGUCGGAUAGAUAGGGAAGGCACGUUACAAAAAUGGAUGAGAAAGUAUUAUGCACCAGUAAUAUUAAAUCGCAAAGUCAAGAUUUCCAUAGUUGCGUUUUUCUUGGGACUCUUCAUGGUCGGAUUAAGUUUGGUUCCUCGUGUGGAGCUAGGACUAGGCAAGUUGUAUUUCUUGUUAACAUUGUUUCAUACAAAUAAGGUAAAUCGAGUGCCGAUUUUAAAAACAGAGCUUUCUAACCUAACGUUUAAUACUAAAAUCUUUAAAUCAGAUCAACGAAUCGCGCUCCCUAGUGAUUCCUAUCUGGUAGAUUAUUUUGAUGAUCUGGACGAUUACUUCCGAGUUGGCCCGCCAGUGUACUUUGUUGCCAAAAAUGUGAAUACCUCGAAAAUUCAAGGGCAGCAAGCUCUGUGCGGAAGGUUCAGCACAUGUUCACAAUUAUCAUUGGCCAACAUACUGGAACAAGAACGGAAACGACCCAAAGUCUCAUAUAUUGCCGAACCAUCUGCCGUGUGGAUAGAUGAUUUCCUAUAUUGGUUGAAUCCGUCGUUUGAAGCGUGUUGCAGAAUAAAGAAAGACUCGGAUCCGACGGAGUUAUGCGACAUCUAUGAUGAUGAUUGUGAUGUCUGUUUCCAAGAUCGCGAACCAAAAUGGAAUAUAACGAUGGAUGGAUUUCCGCAAGGAGAGGAAUUUUCACGAUAUAUAAAUUUAUGGAUCAAGGCAACACCCGAUGAACUUUGCCCAUUGGCAGGAAAAGCGGCUUACGGUAAUGCGAUCCGUUUUUCCGAAGAUAAUAAGACCGUAGUAGCUAGUCAUUUCAGGACAUUCCAUACACCAUUGAAAAGUCAACAAGAUUACAUAUCGGCACAUCACUCAGCAAAACGUAUUAGCAACUUGAUCCAAGAAAAAAACCCUGGAGUGGAAGUGUUCCCGUAUUCGGUAUUUUACAUAUUUUUCGACCAAUACGAACAUAUCGUUCAACUGGCCACGGUAAUACUAUCGCUUGCGUUCAUAUCAAUUUGGCUAGUCACAGCAUUACUUUUGGGAAGCAUGUGGACAGGGUUCAUUGUAAUGUGUCAUGUUAUAAUGAUAGUCACAGACGUGCUAGGAGUUAUGGCGUUGUGGAAUGUUUCUCUAAAUGCG